AUUGCUCUAGCCUAUAUAGCAUAAGCAUUCGGAUUCCCUUGUUGCUGAGGCUUGAGAGUUUUGUCGAGAAUCUAUGCGCCCUAAUUUGUCUCUCCCGUUUGGGAGGGCUGAAGUGCAGCGGCGGCUUCCGGUUUUCCGAGGUAGGCCAGUCUCUGCGAUGAAAAAUCCGAGAGCCAAAACCGGCUGAGUUGCUCAAUGUUUUGGGCUGUCCGCUUUGGUUCAGCCUCUUUAGAAUUUAGAUAGCUUAUCCGGAGCGCCUCAUGGCAGCUGAAUCAGCUUAAUCUUGUAGCAGUCGCAGUAGCAUCCUAGUCCUAGGAUGCCAGUGCCGGAAACUUUCGCAACUGCCCUGGGCUUCUUGUCCUGUCUGCGAGGCCUGAGCUAAUCGAAACGUUUUCCUUUUUGCAAUUUCCCGCGUACACGAGAGGUCCGGGGGUAGGAGUGGAGUUGGAGCCAUCACUGCUGAUGAGAAGAAAGAGAGUGAGAGGAAAGAUCACUUCUCUUUGCCAUGAAAUUCAGAAACCCAAUUUUGCGUCUUUUCAGCACCUCUUCAUCGAGUCCACCAACACAUCAAUCCUCCAACAAUCUGGUCGCCGUCGAAUCCGCAAAGAAGCUCCACGCACAUCUCAUCAGAAAAGGAGCCCACACUGAUCCGACCGCAAUAGCCGACGUCCUCCGCUCAUACGCUCUCUCGACCACGAAACCUCACAAAAUCCUUUCUCUCUUCGACCAUAUCGAGCGUCCCACAAUCUUUGUUUGGAACUGGACCAUCAAGGGUUUGUCCCUAGGCGAACGACCUAGUGAAGCAAUCUCUGUGUAUAACCGAAUGCGGCAUUGCGGUGUUUGUGCGAAUAAACUGACGUUCAUAUUCGUUCUCAAGGCCUGCGCUCGGGUACCCGAUAUCGUGCAUGGCUGGAAGGUCCACGUGCAUUGUAUGAAACUUGGGUUUGAGUCCUACCUCUUUGUGUCGAACAGCUUGAUUAGUAUGUAUGGUUCGUGUGGUGAAGUGGGGUUUGCACAAAAAAUGUUUGAUGGGAUGCAUUUCAGGGAUUUGGUUUCUUGGAACUCUUUGAUUUGUGGCUAUAGUCAGGUGAAUAAAUUUAGGGAGGUUUUGGGUCUUUUCAGUGCAAUGAAAGUGGAGAAGGUUAAGGCCGAUGCAGUGACAAUGGUUAAGGUUGUUUUGGCUUGUAGCCAUUUGAAUGAUCAGGAAUUUGUGGAUCAUGUGGUUAAUUAUAUUGAGGAGAAUGGUGUCAAGAUGGACGUCUUCUUGGCAAACACUCUGAUAGAUUUGUAUGGGAGGUGUGGCUCUGUGGGAUUAGCUCGGAAUGUGUUUGAUCAUAUGGACGAGAGAAAUUUGGUCUCUUGGAAUGCCAUGAUAGAGGGGUACGUGAAAGCAGGGGAUUUGGUUGCUGCACAGGAGCUUUUUGAAAGCAUGCCAUUACGAGAUGUGAUCUCUUGGUCAUCCAUGAUUAGAGGUUACUCUCAGACUAAACAAUUUUCUAAUGCAUUGACGCUUUUUCGUGAAAUGAUGACAGCUAAAGUAAAGCCAGAUGAAAUUACACUAACUAGUGUUCUUCCUGCUUGUGGCCAUUUGGGUAGUCUUGAUGUUGGAAAGGCAAUUCAUGAGUAUAUCCACGAGCACAAGAUAAAACAGGACAUUCAUGUGGGAAACUCUCUUAUAGAUAUGUAUUGCAAAUGUGGCUGCAUUGAGAAGGCAUUGGAAGUAUUUCGAGAGAUGAAGAGCAAGGAUACUGUAUCCUGGACCUCUAUCAUAUCAGGACUCGCUGUGAAUGGUUAUGCCAUUUAUGCCCUGAAGUUCUUCUCACAAAUGUUAAGUGGAGGUGUUCCACCAAGUCAUGUGACCUUCAUAGGGGUGUUGCAGGCCUGUACCCACACAGGAUUGGUGGAUGAAGGAUUUGGUUAUUUUGUAAGUAUGACCAAAAUUCAUGGAAUAGAGCCGAGGAUGAAGCAUUUUGGCUGUAUGGUAGAUCUCCUAAGCCGUUCUGGCAAUUUAGACAGGGCAUAUGAAUUUAUUAAGAAAAUGCCAGUGGCACCAGAUGCUACUGUGUGGAGGAUACUGCUGAGUGCUUGUAAGCUUCAUGGAAAUAUUGCUAUGGCCGAAAUUGCCAUGGACAAGCUUCUUGAGUCAGAUCCAAGCAAUAGUGGCAACUAUGUGUUAUUGUCCAACACCUAUGCAGGGGCAGAUAGAUGGGAUGAGGCAAUGAAUGUGAGAGAAUUGAUGAAAGAGUGUGAUGUGCAGAAGCCACCUGGAUGUAGCUCCAUUGAAGUUAAUAAUGGAAAACAUGAGCCCCUAACUCCAGAUAAGCUACAUUUUCUGAGCAAGGAGCAGGUUCUGACAGGAUAAUCUUCUAGAGGUUUUACUCAAAUACUGUUUAUGGAUAUGAAACCAAUCAAGAGCUGGUUCACAUCCAACUGCUAGAAAGAGGUUUCAUGUAAGCAGAGCGCUAAGCAUUGGAACUGGACCCUCGGAAAAGGCACUUUCUUAAUUCAGAACAAGGCAGGUCAACCAGGAACUAGAGUUUUGCAAAUCUGCAAUGAAAUUUUUGCAGUUCUGAGUCCCAAUUUACUGGGCAUACUUUUUAACAUGAUGAACUGCUGAAAACGGUUGAGGUUCAAGCAUGCUAAAUAGGAAUUGGAGUUCUUGUUGAAGGAGUUCUAGGGAUCCUUAAAUACUGGAGGACAAUGCAAUUUUGUAUAUGUUUAUUUUGUACUUGUUAGGUACAAUUUUAUGUUUUUUUUUUUUAAAUUCCUCCAUUUCCUCUCAGUGGGGAAAGUUAUAGUUUACCCUUUGGUAAUUUUUAUCGGAAUAAGAGAUUUGUACUUGCUAGUUCAUGGAAUUUUUUCCUUUCAGUUAAAAAAUAGUUGAUGAUUCCUUU
Molecule: messenger RNA, 2894 nt
Organism: Nelumbo nucifera (sacred lotus)
Lineage: Eukaryota; Viridiplantae; Streptophyta; Magnoliopsida; Proteales; Nelumbonaceae
Source: RefSeq, a predicted model, not a curated record